GUUACUGUGAAGUUCUUCAAAGUUGUGCCAACGAUCUAUCUGAUGUUGCAGGAACAUAAAUGUGUGCAGUUGUAGAUAGGUUGCCAGAACUUUCUAAACCAAUAUUGUCCAUACAAAAUUAGACAACAACUAUGGCAACUUUUAAGUUUGCCUCAAAGUUAUACAAGUCAUUGCCUCAAAGCAUGCAAAUAAAGAGCUAUAUAUAAAUGUUUAACAAAAAUCAAGCAAUAAUUGUUGCAUAAUAAAGUAUUACUCAAGUUACAUUUGUAUUUUAAUUGUUGAAAUAAUACAGAAAUAGCAUUAUGACCAUUACAUAUCAAGUGCAAUGAGGGCAUGCAUAGAGGCACCCUGGAAGAUGGCAGUCAGGCAGGCUGUUAGCCAGGUAGGCAGAAUAGGUGAUGAGCAGGCAUAUGAGCAUGCAGGCAAGACGACAGGAAAGCAGGCAUUAAGGCAAGCACACAUAAAGGCAGAUAGGAUGGUAGGAAUGCAGGCAGGCAGUUUUGACAGAAAGGUAGAUAAAGAGGCAAGCAGGCAGGAAGGUAGUGAGGCAGGGAUACAUACAGGAAGAUAGGCAGGAAAGCGGACAAGAAGGUAGGAAUAAAAGUAGGCAGGAAAUCAAAGAACAGACGAAAACAGGAAUAGAUCCAACAAAGCUGGGAACGAAUACAUAAAUAUAAGAAGAGUAUCGGAAAUAAAUUGAGAGAACGAUAUUGAUAUCAAAGCAAAGAAAUCACCAAAACAACUACAUAGUCAUGUAAGAAGGAAAAUGACAGUGGAUGACUAAGUGACACAACUACGGAUAACGGGAGGAAUACAUGCAGAAAGUGAUAAGGAGAUCUGCGAGGUACUGAACACUGGUUUCCAUGGAGUGUUCACAACCCAGUCUGAGCAGCUCCCAUUGUUAGAAGAGGAGAUGACCCUUAAUGAGAGACUGCUGUGUGUGAGGAUGUAAUAUUUACUGUUGUGAGUGAGGGUGUAAUGUUUACUGUUAUGAGUGAGGGUGAAAUACUUACUGUUGUGAGUGAGAGCGUAAUGAUUACUGUUGUGAGUGAGGGUGAAAUAUUUACUGUUGUGAGUGAGAGUCUAAUGAUUACUGAUGUGAGUGAGGGUGUAAUGUUUACUGUUGUGAGGGUGAAAUAUUUACUGUUGCGAGUGAGGGUGAAAUAUUUACUGCUGUGAGUGAGGGUGUAACAUUUACUGUUGUGAGUGAGGGUGUAAUGUUUACUGUUGUGAGUGAAGGUGUAAAACAUGUGUGUGUUUAGGCACCACAUUCCAGUUUAUAGCUGACAUGUCGAAAAAAGAGCAUUAUAAACAUAAGGAAAACCUAACAAGUGAACAGUUGCCAGAUAUCAGCUACAGGAUGAGACGUCCUGUGGUUAUCAAGCAAUACAGAGCAACAACAACGCAGAUCUGGACCUGGCUUAGUGUAUAUCGUUUCUCUCGGGUGACUAGUUAUAUACCAAAGAGAUAUUACAGACACGCUGAUGGAGGGUAAACUCCUGAAUGUGUGUGUAAUCCUAUGUGGCUGCUGGGAUUGGCCAUCCUCCGUGUCUCUGCCACAGCUCGCAUCACCCAUCAACCCCGCAACACCUCUGUACUCCUCUUGGCUGCAACAGUAUUCGCUAAGGACCAGUCCACGACUACAGCACUCCUCGCUAACUACCAGCCCAGGACUACAUCAGUCUCCGCUAACUACCAGCCCAGGACUACAGCAGUCCCCACUAACUACCAGGCCAGGACCAGCCCGCUCCCCCAAGCAACACCCACCACUGGUCUCCACCAGAGAUGUGCCACUAACAGGAAACACACCGAUGGGUGAGACACAGUCAUCGGGGCAGAAUCCUUUACAACCAAUUGUGUCACAUUUAUAUCCCGACACGACCCUUCUGCGGAGGAAAAAGAGGAUGGACUGUUUUAGUGAAGGUGUUCAUGUCAGUAAUAAUUUAAAGGAAGUUAUGAAGACCGACCAACAAAGUGGUACUCUUUACUUUUAUCCCGAGGAUGACUUUGAGUUUGUACGUAUUAUACUGACAGUAACUCAUGGUGAACAAGACAAAGUGUUCAACAAAGAACACCUUUGUGUCAAGGAAACACGACGCUGGUAUACUCUUGCGUUUAGUACUUAUGAGGCUCUUCCUGGGACUAAUAAAUGGGGAAUUAUGGUCAAAGUAGAUAAUUGUAUUAAUCAUUCGCCAACAUCUUACUUGUAUUAUCUAAAUUGGUUUCAUCACAUGAGGGUAGAGGCUAAGGGGUCGUCUUACUGGAGCACCAGAGACCCAGGUCCAGACUGCCUCAACCCGCUCCCCGACCACACCACCGCUGGGGGACAGCCUGGAGCGCCUGUGGCAACACUCCCCUCAGCUGCUGACGACACCACCGCUGGGGGAGAGUCUGGGGCGCCUGUGGCAACACUCCCUUCAGCUGCUGACGACACCACCGCUGGGGGAGAGUCUGGGGCGCCUGUGUCAACACUCCCCUCAGCUGCUGACGACACCACCGCUGGGGGAGAGUCUGGGGCGCCUGUGGCAACACUCCCCUCAGCUGCUGACGACACCCAGGCGCUCGUUGACCAUACAAUACUUCCUGUUGUCGUACUGACCAUUGUCUUCACUGUGGGUCUCGUUAUUGUCGUCAUUUGGUGUCGCAGCCGAAAAGGCCGCACCAGCAAGCUUGGCAUUCCUCCAGCGUCACGGACUCAUCCUCCAGAAGCCUCAGACAACCCAAUGUAUGACGAGGUCAGGAUCUAGGCGGAGCUACGAUCCUCCAGGAUUUCCACCAGAUCCAGUAUGAGGUCAGGAUCUGGGCGAAGCAGCCGGACAUUUGAGGGUCGCCCCACACCGGGGACAACACCGUCAGCGGCGCCGCCCCCCGCGACCCCUGGCGGGAGGCCCGGCUCCUCAUUGCUAUACAAUGGUAACACUGUAUUAAUGAGUCCCGGAUAUAUGGAUAACACUAUCGCUGUAUAGUGUUAGUCCAGAAUUUCCCCACAGAAUUGUCCCCAUUCUUGUCCAGAAUUUCAAAUUCUCUCCCGCCUUCCUUCCCCAACCUUCUCCAAGGCCUUUGGACAUCGAAGUUAAGCAUCGCAGGAACUAAGGAACUAAGGUUUUCUGCAGCUGCUUGAUUCAAUAUUGAUAUCUCAACACCUCCAACAACUGACAGUUAUUAAUCGUCGUCAGAUGUUUAUCUUCAUAAUUUAAAUUAUGAUCGUUAUCAUAAAUUUAAAAAUUGUGUUUAAUGAUGUUGCUGAUAUUGUUAUGAUGAUAAUUAUCAUUAUUGUUUGUUUUAAAGUGACAGCAAUUGUCUGAAGUCAGUACAGAGACUUCCGCCAGUUGAAAAUGUUAUGUAUUAGUGAUCCUUGUUUAGGAACAAUGCUUGUUAUCAAGUACAGUAUCAUAUUCUUACCUUUCGGUGACUACGGGGAAGUGAGGUCUUUCUUUUCAUGCCCCGAGAACCAGCCUUGUUGUACCAGUUGCGUUAAAGCUUCGCUAUUCUAUCUUUGUCGAACCUUUCCUUAAAGUUAUGAAUGGAGGCGGUUUCCACAACUCUUGGUACAUUCCGCUUGUUGACCUCCCGUACAGGGUCGAGUACUUCCUUAUAUUUCUUCGACUCAUUUGUGACUCCAGCUUCCACUUGUGUUCUCUUGUCCCACUUUCUUUAAACUUAGAGGCUGUCCUUGUCCACCUUGUCUAUUCCCCUCAGUAUCUUGUACGUUGUUACCAUAUUUGCUCUAUUCCUUCUGUCUUCCAAGGUUGUGAGAUCCAGUUCCUUCAGCCUAUCAUCAUAACUUAACCCUCUAAGCUCUGGCAAUAAUCUAGUAGCAAACCUCUGCACUUUUUCGAUUAUAGUUGUAUGUUUCACAAGGUAUGGAUGCCAAGCAGGUGCUGCAUAUUCCAGUAUUGAGCUAACAAAAGCUGUGUAGAUUGCUUUGAACGCGCCCUGACUUAAGUUACUAAACGACGUUCUAAUGUUUGCCAGCGUCUCAUAUGCUGCUGAUGUCACCCUGCCUGUGUGUGCCUCUGGUGUUAGUGAUGGAAUUAUAUCCACUCCCAAAUUUCUUUCUCUCACAUUCCUGCAAUUGCCUUCCAUUAAUGGUGUAGACACCUUCUGGUCUUCUUUCUUUCUUUCUUCCUUCCCCAUCUUCAUUGCCUUAUACUUAUUGGGACUGAACUCCAUCAACCACUUGCUUGUCAAUUUAUGGAUUUUGUUAUACUGCAAUCCUCCUCUAUUUUCACAUUCCUCAUUAUUUUGGCAUCGUCUGCAAAUAUUGACAUGUACGAGGUCACUCCCUCAGGUAGAUCAUUAGCAUAAAUUAGCAACAGUAGUUGUCCCAGGACCGAUCCUCUGGGGAUCCCACCUGUUACAUUCCUCCAGCUGGAGACCUCGCCUCUCACUGUGACUCGUUAUCUUCUGUCCUUCAGGUAUUCCCUUAUCCAGAUUAAUGUUUUCCCAAUUAUCCCAGCUUUCUUCUAAAUCUUGUACACGAGCCUUUCACGAGGAACAGUAUCAAAUGUCUUUUGACAGUCUAGGAAAAUGCAAUCUACCCAGCCUACUUUUUCUUGUCGUAUUCUAGUAACCUUGUCGUAGAACUCGUUCAAGUUUGUCAGGCAUGACUUUCCCCUUUUAAAUCCAUGCUGCCAUUCUAUUACAAAUUUCAUCAUCUCUCGAUGCUCCACUAUUCUUGACCUGAUUACUCUCUCAGCACUUCGCAAGGAAUACUUGUCAGUGACACUGGUCUGUAAUUUAGUGCCUCCUCUCUGUCCGCCUUUCUUGAAUAUUGGAACUACGUGUGUCUUAUUCCAUAACUCUAUAAGAAUUUUAGAAUUAUGGGAAUAUCAAUGGUGUUACAGUGUAUGUGUCUUAUUUAAUUACUCAUUAAUCAUAUACCUAACAUCUUGAGGUGUUAUUUGUAUUUUACAGUUAAUCAUUGAUCACCUAACUGCCAUCUUGUAGAGUUAUAUAUAGUUUCCUAAUUACUCGCUGAUUACUGAGGCAGUACCAUGUGUUAUAUAAUUACUCACUAGUCAUUGAACUACAUCAUGAAGUGUUUUAUAUUUUUUUUAAUUACUCAUUGAUUAACAUAGAGAAGCAGCAGUUGAACCAAUUUGUAGAACAAAUUAAUGUACAAAUUAUGUUAUUCAAAUUUAUUGUACAUAAAGUAUUGUUAAUAUUUUGCACAAAUUCAACUGCUCAUUAACGUUGUUGUUGUUUAGAUUCAGCUACUCGGAACUAAAGUUGCAAGUAGCACGGGCUAUAGCGAGCCCGAAGUGGGCUUAUAACUCGAUCGUUAGGUAUCACAUUUCUUGCUGAAGACUGCUGACAUUAUUAAUAAUUUCUGUCUUUUAUAAUACUGUAUAAAAUAUACAAAUGUAUAUUGUAUAAAAAAAAUUUAACAAUAAAGGUCUGAAUUCUCAAGAUAUCAUUAUGCAAUAAAAUAUUAAGAUUUAA
Molecule: messenger RNA, 5445 nt
Organism: Procambarus clarkii (red swamp crayfish)
Lineage: Eukaryota; Metazoa; Arthropoda; Malacostraca; Decapoda; Cambaridae
Source: RefSeq, a predicted model, not a curated record